CAAAAAAUCCUUUUUUUUUGUUUAUUUAUUUUUAAAUGACAAAUAAUCCUUAAAUAGUUUCCAAAGGUCUUAAAUUACCAAAGACCCUAUAAACAAGAUUCUUUUACUUCUAUAAAAUUUUCGUGAAUUUCUAGUUCAGCACUUUUUGUGUGCGAUAUUGGCGUAAGCGGAACCGUACACGUUUGGUUGGUUGUGAAAGGGGGCUAAUUUUAGAUGAGCAUGCUAGUGGGAGUUUGCGUCAUGGGGAAGUGCAAGUUUAAUGGUAACUGGAUGGCUAAUCCCACGUUCACGACGUGGUUAGCACCGGUUCCAGGCAAUAGUUGGAAAUUAUAGCUUAAAUUUAAUUUUUCAAGAUAAGCUUAAAUUUGGUCAAAGUGGCCUUAAAAAAGGUCUUAAAAAGUCUUAAAUUUGGCUCCCUUAAACCUGCAGAUACCCUGUAUUUGUUCUUUCUUUCUUUGGUUUGCUCUUGUAUUAUAAGGUAUUUUUGCUCCUUGUUCUCUGGCCUUUGACCAACCUGAAAAUGUAAAGCCAACGUGUUAAUUUGUAGGAAGCGCAGAGAUCAGGGGUCACCAGAAGAAUUUAGCCCAGCCUGGUCUUUCAGGACACGGGAAUAAAACCCUCUGUAGACACCAGACCUGGCUGCUUUACGAGUCUUUCACACAAGCCUCUGCUUGAAGAUGGAGUGGAUUUCUGCUGCUGUCGUCCUGCUGGUUCUAACGUCGGGUUCUCCCGUUAAAGCGGGAAAAUGUCCCAAAGAGUGCAGCUGUGACAACGCCAAACUCUCCGUAGCUUGUGUUGGCAGAAACCUGACGGAAAUUCCUCCAACUAUAGAUGAGAUCACAGUUAAACUCAACCUGAGGAACAACAAUUUACAGAUGAUACUAAAGGAAGCGUUUAUACACACACCCCACCUCACACACCUCAACCUGCAGCUCUGCAACAUCAUCAAGGUCAAGGAGGGCGCCUUCCGCUCUCUUGGCCGCCUGCUCUCCCUAAACCUGGCAAACAAUAAAAUCGAUGUCCUUUACCAGGAGUCCUUUGAUGGCCUCUCCUCCUUAAAGGAGCUGCACCUGGACCAUAAUCGCAUUGAGGAGAUCCAGCCUGGUGCCUUUGCUCAGCUGGGGUUCCUCAACAUGCUCACCCUCACCCACAACCAGCUGGUUUACAUCCCCAACAUGGCUUUCCAGGGUCUGCAGAACAUCAAGCGGCUCCGCCUUAGCCACAACUCCCUGAACAACCUGGCUCCUGAAGCCUUCGCUGGACUGUUUUCUCUCAGGCGCCUCAGCCUGGAUCACAAUGAGCUGCAGUUCUUCCCCACGCAAACCAUGACCAGACUCCCUGAAGUCACUCACCUGGACAUGAGCUACAACCCCAUGAUUUACCUGGGAGAAGAAUCUGUCUCCAUGGGGAAGCUCACACACCUCCACCUUCACCACAUGGCCCUUCAGGACCUGUCAGAUGAGGCGUUUGCCCACGCCCACCUCCUCUCCCACAUUGACCUGAGUCACAAUCAGCUUCGCUACCUGGAGCCCCUCUCAGGACCAAAGGAGUUAACCAACCUCAGCCUGACUGGCAACCCGAUCUACUGUAACUGCUACCUGAGACCCCUGAGGGAAUGGGCGACUGCUGGGCAUGUGAAGCUGAUGGGAGCGUGUGCUGGACCACCUCACCUCUCCGAUGAGCCUCUGCAGGCGGUGACUUCCUUGGAUCUACGCUGCCGCGGCAGGGGGGAGGCUCUGGAGGAGGAGGACAGUAAAGGAAACAUCACAUCAACAACCAAGCCCAGACAGACAGUCAGGUGUCCAUCUAACUGUGAUUGUGAUACCGAAGCCCAUCAUGCCACAUGUGAGAGCCGAGGUCAUACCAAAAUCCCACGAGGCUUCCCCUCCUCAACGCAACUCCUUGAUCUCCGUGGCAACCACUUCCACUUCAUCCCUGCCAGCAGCUUCCCAGGCUCUGCACAAGUUGUGUCUCUUCACCUGGAGUUCUGCAAAGUCCGUGAAAUGGAAGGCAGGGCCUUCCAGGGAAUGAAAGGCCUGCUGUAUUUAUAUCUGUCCGACAACGACCUCACAACCUUAGACCCGAGAGCUUUUGCAGGAGUCCCAAUGCUCACCUACCUUCACCUUGAGGGGAACCGGCUGACACACUUCCCUGGACCGGCUCUGUCUCUCUUGCCAAAUCUGUUCGUGUUGCAUCUGGAGAGAAACGCCAUCUCCAAACUAGAGCCCAGUGGUUUGCUGUCUUCAGUAGCUCCAACACUGAGAGGACUUUACCUGAGUAAUAACACCAUAACUGGCAUAGCCAAGGGUGCUCUGUGCUCUGCUUCCAUUGGAACUGUUCACCUGGAUUCUAAUCAGCUGACCGAGGUACCUAUCGAUGCUCUUUUUGAGGCUCCAAAUCUGGAAGAGCUGAACCUGUCUCACAACCCGGUUACCAGGGUUGGACCAAAGGCUUUUGAACCCGUUUCCCAAAGUCUUAAGAGGCUUUUCAUGGACCAGAUGGAAACAGAACAGAUGUCCGAGGAUGCUCUGCUGGGCCUGGGUCCAGGACUAAAGUCUCUUACUUUGAGGGGAAACCACCUCAAGGUUCUCCCUGACCUGAGCUCAUUCACCAGCCUUGAGGUGAUUGACCUGCGAGACAACCCUCUGCUGUGUGACUGUAAUGUGCUCCCCCUUCGCAGGUGGAUGAAAAAUGUGAGGCUGGAGGUGUCGGCAAUGUGUAGUCACCCUCUUGAGCUCAGAGGUCAGCAGGUCAGGGAUAUUAACAUCUUCACAGCCUGCCCAGAGAAAAUGUCUCCUCCAAACAAGGAGGCAGUUAAAGAACCCAGACCUGCAAAGUUACAGAAAGCCAAACCCAGUGCCCUGAGGUCUCCCAGAGUGAGAACUAGGCCGCAAAAGGCCAAACUGGACAGACCAGCCAAGAGUUCGCAUCAGAGAAAGUCUGCAACAACUGCAAAGAACAAGAAGAUGGGAAACAAUAAAAACUGAGUUUUGUCAUUCUGUGAUUCCUGGCUUGUCGGUUUGUUGUGGUUUUCCUGCAAACUGGAAGGAAUUUAUCCAAAUAAAACUGUUCAACUAACUGAAAUUUACAUUAAAAAAUGGUAAAAUUAAA
Messenger RNA from Nothobranchius furzeri (turquoise killifish), 3111 nucleotides. It is a transcript of the gene chadla, whose product is annotated as chondroadherin-like a. Gene Ontology annotation, biological process: immune response; toll-like receptor signaling pathway. Gene Ontology annotation, molecular function: protein binding; transmembrane signaling receptor activity. The record is from RefSeq and is a predicted model, not a curated record. Gene Ontology annotation, cellular component: extracellular matrix; membrane. NCBI's taxonomy places the organism in Eukaryota, Metazoa, Chordata, Actinopteri, Cyprinodontiformes, Nothobranchiidae.